CGGGAGAAGUGGUCUGGUGACCUAGAACAAUCAAUCAGCGUUCGGCUUUCACCUUCACACCAUCAUUGAGGGGGGUAAAAAGCUGAGCUCUGAUUGGCUGCGCUUCGUCAGGGGCAUAUAAGCAGAGCUCUGAUUGGCUGCGGUCUGUGAGGGGGAGAUAAACUAAACUCUGAUUGGCUGUGCUUUAUAAGGACUCUAAUGCUUUCUCUAUAUGUGGUAGACGUCUACCUGCCCUCCUCCUGGCGUGUAUUACUAUGUGUACAGUACUGAAGAGCAGUUACUAUAGGGAGGUAUAGCUAAUAAACUAUGUCAUCGCUCAUUCUAUAGAAUUCAGUGUGUCUGACUGAUCAGGAAGUGGCUCGAGCUCCAUCUAGUGGUCGGCUGUAGAUAUGACAGCCCAGCCAUAGAGUGUUGUUGUAGGAGGGUCACGAGGAGGGUCUUGUGAUCAGAUUAUUCCAAAAGAAAGCUCCGAUACCUUCAUGUCUCCUUCACAGCUGAGGCCUCUGCUGUCAUAGAGAGGAACACUGGAGCCAUUAUAUUAUGGGGCUAUGAGGCUGCGCUGUAUUUACUGUUUGCUCGUAGUGGAGAACUUGAUGGCAAUGGAAUAACUGUGCAUUAACUCCAUGGCAUCUCCCUUUGUUUCCGAGUCCAGACCAGUGUCAUGGAUGAAUUAUUUCUUUCUCUAUGAUGGAUCAAAGGUGAGGGGAGAGGCUGACCCCACAAGGGAUGGCAUUAACUACUUCUAUCCUCCUCAGACAGUUAUUGACCAGCAGGAAUUACUAUGUGGACAGAUAGCAGGAGUAGUUCGCUGCCUGACCGAGAUUGCCAACUCUCCUCCCAGUCUUAUUCGGUUACGAAAACAAAAAUUUGCAAUUCAGGUUCAUGGGGAGUAUUUGUGGGUGCUUGGAUGCUCUGUAGAUGUGUCCGAUGUCACUUGCAAGUGUUUCUUGGAGGAUCUGAUCGGACUGUUCCGAUUUUAUAAUGGACCAUUAUGGCAUGCUUACCGGGUUCGUUCCCAGGUUGAGCUGAGUGAGGAAUGGAAUCUUUACCUAGAACAUGUACAGAACACCUCAGACCUUCACAAGAUCUUCAACUCCCUCAGCCAUGUGGAUAAAACUAAAGUAGAUCCACUUCUCUUGUUGAAAGCUGCUCUGAUUUUGCAGACAUGUCAGCGCUUUCCCUACAUACUAGCUGGCUGCAUUAUAUACAAAAAUCGAGUAGUGAGUACACAGCUACCUUCUUCACUGACUUCAAGGGUUCUCCUUCAAAGCUUUGAACAAAAAUCACCCACGGGCACUUUCCAAAGACAAGAUGGCUUGUUACCUCAGGAUGUCUAUAUGAUCCCAGUAUUUGUCAUGGAAAAAGAAGCAACUGCACUUCGCCAAUACCCAGUUCAGUGGAUGACCAGAAUGCCAAGUUCCUCAAGAAGAAGUUCCAGUAUUUCCCACAGCCUCAGCGAAGAAGCCCAGAUUAACCAGUCCCAUGCCUCACAUGGGGAGUCCUUUGAUAAAGAGAAAAGAAAUGCAGGACCUGCAUCAUUAUUAAAGGCAAAUGUUUCACCUUUGUCAGAAGAAAAUGUCAGAGCUAAAAAUGACAGUACCGCCUCAGACUUCAUGUUUCUGGGAACCACAACACACACUCCUGUACAAAGCUCCUCUCCUUUUAAACCGAUAAAUCUGCUUCAUACAGGCAUUGAGGAUUAUAAAGAUGAUGCCAAAGAGAUAAGCAGCUCAGAAGAUGUGUUCAUAGACACCAGUCCUAAGAACCCAUCUCUGAUGGCUACUGGAGACCAAAGAAAGCAUCUUGUGUCACAGCGUGCAGCUGAAAGUGAACAUUUGUCUACAGGGAGUUUUGUUACUUGUCAUUCCUCGGUUGAGUUAGAAAAAAGCAGCCCUGGUGAAUGUGUUUCCUCCACUCUGGAGGACAGCCAAGUCACCGUGAACAAAGACGAUUCACUAACCGUGGAAGAGAAUUCUAGAGACCUUCUAGGGGAUGAGACUGCUGAGGACCGACUCAUGAUUUUGGAUAUUACAGAGAGUGACUCACAAAUUAGCCUGAAAGAUUCUGAGUCCAAGGUGAUCACAUCGUCAUAUGACAGCACAGACACAGGAAGCCAGUUUACGAAAUCUUGUAAUAUCACGGACUGGACAUUGACGCUGAAUGCUAAUCCACAAAACAGCAGCUCCAAACUGGUGCAGAUGGUACUGUAUGUCCAUAACGUGAAAGGCUUAGUGCUGGCUCUAAUAGCAGAAAGUGAUUUUAAAUACAUCAAGGAGACUGUUCAAGAUGUGCACGACAGCACAUUGGCUUCUCUCAAUGGUUUAGAAGUUCAUCUGAGGGAGACUCUACCAGUGGACAAUAAUAAUUUAUCAAAGAGCACCUACAACUUUACCCACUAUGAUUCUAUCCAGAACACUCUUACUGCCAAUCUGCCAUCAGCUUCAAGCACAAGUGACUGUCAGUUCCUCAGAGCUGCCAACCUGAUUCACUCUGACUUUAGCAUAUACCCAUCUUUACAGGAGGUGACAGUGAGGAACGCCUCAUCAUCGGUUUACGGUUGCCAGAGUGCUGUCCAUGAAACUUACUUCCAGCAGCUGGGUCCUCUAUUCCGAAAUUCUGGAGCUCCAGACCCACAAGACACUGUCUUCAUGCUUCAUAGCAAAGCCAAACAGAAGUUACUGAAACACGGACUCAACUUGCUUUAACAUUGUAACACCUGUUUCCAAACCAACGUGCCUCCAGCUGUUGCAAAACUACAACUCCCAGCAUGCCCGGACAGCCAACAGCUGUCCGGGCAUGAUGGGAGUUAUAGUUUUGCAACAGCUGAAGGCAAUCUGGUUGGGAAACGCUGCCUUAAACUAUGAGAUUGCAGUGAAAGGGAUGAGCAAAAGUAUCUUCCACCGCCAAAACUUUGAUCUUGCAUCUAUCUAUGCCUGAAAUGUUCAACUGGCUUUGUUUUCUACCACGAAUUAAAGUAUUAUCAGCCUGUUCUAAAUAUAAUUGAUUUGUUUACGGAGUAUGAUU
This is a messenger RNA of Hyla sarda, 3024 nucleotides long. It is a transcript of the gene HPS4, whose product is annotated as HPS4 biogenesis of lysosomal organelles complex 3 subunit 2. The record is from RefSeq and is a predicted model, not a curated record. Gene Ontology annotation, biological process: vesicle-mediated transport. Bases 624 to 2705 code for a protein of 693 amino acids. The transcript is spliced from 14 exons. NCBI's taxonomy places the organism in Eukaryota, Metazoa, Chordata, Amphibia, Anura, Hylidae.